UAGCGUCUUGCAUUUGCACUUUCAACUGAUCUAUCGAGCACCAUGUCGUCCCUCUUGCCUCAGUACAAUACACGACGAGUGUCCGACGAGGAGGAACAGCGACCUCUGAAUUCAUGGAAAGAUGAUGAUCGAGCGAUGUCCUCGCCACCACCUCCGUCUUAUCCCCCCGGACGAGAUCACGCCAGUGGAUCGGGCUCCAAGAACAAGACGAUCACGUAUACGUUCGUGCCCCGGUGGCCAGUCAAGGGAAAGACGGAGAGUGUACUGGGCCUAGCGGGCGGCAAGGAUGCUACACUGGAGAUGGUUCUGAGAGCGUUCCCUGUCCUCAACAACUACCCGCCUGGGCGUAUCGAGUUCUUGGCAGCUGUCUCGCCUGAAACCAAAUUGGAAGACGUGCAUGGCUGGAGUCGAAUCAUGGAUGAAGCUUGGGACGAAUUCACCACCGAUGCUCCGUCAAGACUCAAAAUUCAAGUCGCUGAUCUUCCUGGUCAAGCGAGGCGGCGCGAAAUCCGAACUUGUGCCUUCAUUACCCUAGCAGCCUGCUCGCCCUUCGCCGUUUUUGCCCUGUUCAUACUCAUCAUCUACCUGAAUGUCGGAUCUCCCUGAGAGAUCACGUUUUGGUUUGGACAAUUGUCGGGCAGGGACGGUGUAGUGCCGAGCACUGAGGGCAGAUUACACCCGGGAUUAUACAAGGCGGGUUGAUCUAAUAUUACGCUUGCAUUAGGUUUUCAUGUUGUAGAUGCGGUAUAUAUACGUUGAUAUUAUGCACGAGUACCGAGGUCA
Molecule: messenger RNA, 783 nt
Organism: Kockovaella imperatae
Lineage: Eukaryota; Fungi; Basidiomycota; Tremellomycetes; Tremellales; Cuniculitremaceae
Exons: 3
Coding region: 43-606 (187 amino acids)
Source: RefSeq, a predicted model, not a curated record